Molecule: messenger RNA, 3763 nt
Organism: Labrus mixtus (cuckoo wrasse)
Lineage: Eukaryota; Metazoa; Chordata; Actinopteri; Labriformes; Labridae
Exons: 12
Coding region: 122-3364 (1080 amino acids)
Molecular function (GO): UDP-glycosyltransferase activity
Source: RefSeq, a predicted model, not a curated record
AGAGCACAAAGAGGAGCUACAUGUCAGAGCUCAGCUUUGGUUAGUUAAUGAUUAUUUUUCAAGGAGUAGCUUUUACAGAAGAGCAGAGCAAAGCCGGCUCACCUCCAGACAAACAGCAACCAUGAAGCUCGGCAAACAUCUUUCUUUUUCCAUUCUGCUUCUUCUUUCGGCAACAUGGAGUGCAAAUGGGGGGAACAUUUUGGUGUGGUACACUGAAGGCAGCCACUGGAUUAACCUGAAGCCUGUGCUGGAGACACUGAUCGACAGGGGACACCAGGUGACGGUUCUGGUGCCGAGCACGUCGAUGUUCAUGAACAUCAGUGAGCCUUCACGUUUCAGCUAUGAACCCUUCAAUGUCUCUGUCUCAGUGGAGCAGAUGGAGAGGUUAAUGGAAGAUUUAUUUCAAUUUUCUAUAUACGAGACAGACAAAAUGAGUUACUUGCAGAUUUACAACAGAUUCAUGGAGCUGAUUAAUGUCAACAUGGAGUAUACUUUAAAGUUUUUAGAUGGACUCCUGAAAUCAGAAACCACCAUGACGAAGCUGAAGGAUGGAAAAUACGAUCUUCUCUUUUCGGACCCCAUCUUCGUAGGUAGUGACUUGUUAGCUGAUGUAUUGGGAGUCCCCCUGGUCUUGUCCUUGCGCUUCUCCAUGGCCAAUAACUGGGAGAGACAGUGCGGUCAGUUACCAGCUCCACCUUCGUUUGUCCCGGGGGCUAUGAGCAAACUGACCGACAAGAUGAACUUCUUGGAAAGAGUGCAGAACUUUCUCUUUUACCAAUUUCAGGACAUCAUGCUGGCCAACAGCAUAUGGAAAAAAGUUGAUAAUUAUUACUCCGAAUACAGAGGAACCCCCACCAGUUCCUGCGAGUUAUUGGGUAGAGCAGACAUCUGGUUGAUGCGAACUUACUGGGAUUUUGAUUUCCCUCACCCUUUGCUCCCUAACUUCAAAUAUGUUGGAGGGAUCCACUGCAGACCUGCUAAGCCUUUGCCAGAGGAUAUGGAGGAGUUUGUACAAAGCUCUGGAGACGCUGGUGUUGUGGUCUUCAGUUUGGGAUCAAUGAUCAAGAACAUGACCAGAGAGAAGGGAAACAUGAUAGCGUCCGGACUUGCUCAGAUCCCACAAAAGGUGUUGUGGAGAUAUAGUGGAGAAAAACCAGACACACUGGGUGCCAACACCAGGAUAUACAACUGGAUCCCUCAGAAUGAUCUCUUGGGUCACCCCAAGACCCAGGCUUUUAUCACCCAUGGUGGCACAAAUGGGAUUUAUGAAGCCAUCUACCACGGUGUUCCUUUGGUGGGCAUUCCACUGUUUGGGGACCAGCCAGACAACAUGGUCCAUAUGAAGGCGAAGGGAGCUGCAGUAAACUUAGAAAUAAACUUCAUGAAGUCUGAAGAUCUUACAGAUGCAGUCCAUACUGUCAUCAAUGAUAAAUCGUACAAAGAAAAUGCCAUGCGGCUGUCCAGUAUUCACCAUGACAGACCAAUGAGUCCUCGAGAUGAAGCAGUUUUCUGGAUCGAGUACACCAUGAGAUACAAAGGGGCCAAGCACCUAAGGGUCCAAGCUCAUGAACUCACCUGGUACCAGUAUCACAGCCUGGAUGUCCUGGCUUUCUUCCUUUCCAUUGAUCUCUUCCUGAUAUUCAUCUUCAUCAAGACCUGCAGUUUCUGCUUCCGGAGGUGCUGUGGCAGAAAGAGUACAACAAAGAGGAAGACUGAGCUUUUACGAAAGAUCAGCACAGAAUGCUCUCCACUUACCACAUGCAUUAUGAAGCUAGAGCACCGUUUCUCCGUUUCCGUUCUGCUGCUACUUUGUCUCACAUGGAGCGCAAAUGGAGGGAACAUUUUGGUGUGGUACACUGAAGGCAGCCACUGGAUUAACAUGAAGCCUGUGCUGGAGACACUGAUCGACAGGGGACACAAGGUGACGGUUUUGGUUCCUAGCACGUCGAUGUUCAUGAACGCCAGCGAGCCUUCAAGCUUUGGCUACGAACCCUUCAAUGUCUCUUUCCCAUUGGAGGAGCUGGAGGAGUUUUUUGAAGAAUAUCUUCACUUUUCAAUGUACGAGAUGGAUCAUUUGAGCUACUGGCAGAUUUACAUCAAAUACAUGGAUCUGAUGAGGGUCGACCUGCAGUAUUCAUUGAAGACCUUGGACGGAGUGCUGAAAUCAGAAACAAUCAUGAAGAAGCUGAGAGAGGCAAAAUAUGACCUUCUCUUUUCUGACCCUAUCUAUGCGGGUAGUGACUUAUUAGCAGAUACAUUGGGCAUUCCCCUGGUCUUGUCUCUGCGAUUUUCCUUAGCCCAUAACUGGGAGAGACAGUGUGCUCAGUUACCAGCUCCACCUUCGUUUGUCCCGGGGGCUAUGAGCAAACUGACCGACAAGAUGGACUUCUCCGAGAGAGUGUGGAACUUCCUUUUCUAUGCGCUGCAAGACCUCGUCAUGCAUGAUGUUUUUUGGAAACAACUCAAUAAUUAUUACUCUGACUUCAAAGGAACACCAGUAAGUGCUUGUGAAAUGAUGGGUAGAGCAGAUAUCUGGUUGAUACGAACCUACUGGGAUUUUGAUUUCCCUCGUCCUUCACUUCCUAAUUUCAAAUUUGUUGGUGGAAUCCACUGCCGGCCUGCUCAACCUUUGCCAGAGGAUAUGGAGGAGUUUGUGCAAAGUUCUGGUGACGCUGGCAUUGUGGUCUUCACUUUGGGAUCAUUCAUCAAGAACAUCACUGCAGAGAGAGGAAACGUGAUAGCCUCAGCUCUCGCUCAGAUCCCACAAAAGGUGCUGUGGAGAUACAGUGGAGAAAAACCAGCCAAUCUGGGAGCCAACACCAGGAUAUACAACUGGAUCCCUCAGAAUGAUCUACUGGGUCACCCCAAGACCCAAGCUUUCAUUACUCAUGGUGGCACAAAUGGGAUUUAUGAGGCAAUCUACCACGGUGUUCCCAUGGUGGGCCUGCCCAUGUUCGCUGACCAGCCAGACAACAUGGUUCAUGUUGAGGCUAAGGGAGCAGCAAUUAUCUUAAACGUGAACUUCAUGAAGCAAGAGGACCUUACAGAUGCAGUCAACACUGUAAUAAAUAAGAAGUCGUACAAGGAAAAUGCCAUGCAACUGUCCAGCAUUCACCAUGACAGACCAAUGAGUCCUCGAGAUGAAGCAGUUUUCUGGAUCGAGUACACCAUGAGAAACAAUGGGGCCAAGCACCUAAGGGUCCAGGCCCAUGAGCUCACCUGGUACCAGUAUCACAGUCUGGAUGUCCUGGCAUUUCUCCUUUCCAUUCUUCUGUUCCUGAUACUCAUGUUCAUCAAGACCUGCAGUUUCUGCUUCCGGAGGUGCUGUGGCAGAAAGGGAAUCGCAAAGAAAAAGGCUGAGUGAAUGACUUUGAAAAUACAAAGUACUAAAGGUUGUUCUGUUGUCAUUAAGUAUGCAAUGUGAUCCCGCCUUUAAAACAUUUGGGGCAGAAAAUUAAAAACGUUAAACUUUUAGGUAACACUGUCAAACAUUUUUUCUGAGCUAUUUAAACAGACUAUUGAACCUAUUUGUCAGGUUCAGUCUGAUAACCAUUGUUAACCUAAACACACAAAACAUAUAUUUGUUCUCCAAUAUAGUCUCUCCAAUCUUGGGCAAUUUACUUGUUUGAGCUUUAAUUACCAAUGCCUGAAGCAAUCACUACAAUUGCUAACAGGUGCACGGUCAUUUGCAUAUGUGCACCUGCACCAAAUUUGAUAUUAAACACUGAAUGUUCAUUGGCUCAGAAGAUUAAAAAAACAAAAA